AUGUCGUAUACUCAAGCCACCGUCCCAUACACCACGAGCAGGACCGAUAAAAUGCGCCACUUCCGGGAGACGAAACACGGCGCCUGCUCGCCUGGUCACCUCCUCUGUUCCAAAGACGCAGAUAGCAAGACAUCAAACGGCGCAGACCGCCCUGCCACAGCCCUCUUCGCGCUCAUCGAGUGCCUCCUGCACGUCAACGCCGCGCCACACUGCCGGCCAUCAGGAAAGACAACGCCGCAGUGCCGCUCAAUGUCGACCGGGUCUGUAUUAAGAUAUUUUUAG
Messenger RNA from Colletotrichum truncatum, 282 nucleotides. The record is from RefSeq and is a predicted model, not a curated record. Lineage: Eukaryota; Fungi; Ascomycota; Sordariomycetes; Glomerellales; Glomerellaceae.